Messenger RNA from Prinia subflava (tawny-flanked prinia), 1766 nucleotides. Its product is annotated as myeloid-associated differentiation marker-like. The record is from RefSeq and is a predicted model, not a curated record. Gene Ontology annotation, cellular component: membrane. Lineage: Eukaryota; Metazoa; Chordata; Aves; Passeriformes; Cisticolidae.
CCCCACCACCCGGCCCAGUGAGGCAGCUGGCACAGCUGGACUUUGAGCCGCUUAUCAAAUGGUGGAGGUGCCGGGAGGGGAGCGGAAGUACCGGAGGGGUGUGGAGGUGCCAGAGAGGUGUCGAGAUGUCACCCUCAAGGGUGUGAAGGGGCUACACCCAGCUGUGGCACCACCCUGUCAGGGGCACUGUACUGGGUGCAGCCCCUAAACCCCUUAGGGGGACCCAGUGGGUGCUUCCUCGCUGGCUACCAAGCCCUGGUACCUGCCAAGGUGCUGGGGUGGCCCCGCCAGCACUCUAGGGGUGCAUGAAAGGCCCUUCUGUACCUCCUGCCAUGGGCAGGGCUGGGGCUCGCUGCCAGCACGGUGGCACAGGUGGCUUCCUGCCUGCCCCGGCCCCACGGCAGGGCUCGGCGUCACCGCCCUUUGCCCAGCCCCUCGUUAAUGAUCUACCCGUCCCCGUGGCCGCCAGCAGCUGCCCGGCGUGGUGGCAGUGGCAGCAGAGCCGGGGGUCCCUGGCUCAGGGGGGCCGGCGGCUCCCUGCCCUGCGCUCCACCCUUCUUCCCCAGCAGCCAGAUAAGAGCGGCUGCGGGCAGCGCCCAUUGCCCGGCGCGGCGUGGGCAGAACGCGGCCGGACCAUGGCCAUGGCCACAGCGAACCUCCGUGCCCUGACCUCCUGGGUGGGCAUCGCCCGGCUCUUCGCCGUCGUGCUCUCCUGCCUCGCCUUCAGCUUGGUGGCCUCCACCGGGCACUUCGAGGCUCCCUACGGGACGUGGUGCAUGUUCACGUGGUGCUUCUGCUUCACCGUGACGCUGCUGGUGCUGCUGCUGGAGCUGCUGGAGCUCUACCCCAUGCUGCCACUCUCCUGGGAUGACUUCACCUCGGCUUUCUCCAUGCUGGCGGCUCUGAUGGUCUUCACCUCCUCGGUGGUCUUCCCUACCACCUUCAUCAGCAGCCCCUGCAGCAGCAACCAGUGUGCCCGGCAGGCCGUGGCCACCACCGCCUCGUGCCUCUGCUUCCUCGCCUACGCCGUCGAGGUGUCACUGACCCGCGCCAAGCCAGGGGAUGUCAGCAGCUUCCUUUCCACUGUGCCUGGGCUCCUCAAGGUCUUCGAAGCCUACGUGGCUUGCCUGAUCUUCUCCUUGCUGGAUGAAUACAAUAGGGAACCUGGCCUGAUGUGGUGCGUGGCUGUCUACUCCAUCUGCUUCAUCUUCACCCUGCUCAUCAUCAUCUUCACCAUCGGCCGCUGCCUCACCUACAUCCCCUGCCCGCUGGAGAAGAUGCUGGUGGGGUACAACUUCCUGGCCCUGCUGAUGUACCUCACUGCCACCGUGCUCUGGCCUCUCUACAGCUUCCGGGGACAGAGCCGCCCCGAUCCCUGCGGCACGAAAUGCCCGUGGAACAAGCACCUGGGGGUCACCUUCCUCACCAUCUUCAACCUCAUCGCCUACUUGGUGGACCUGGUCUACUCCACCAGGAUGGUCUUUGUCAGGGCACCUCCCUAAGGGCUGCGGGCGGGGCCGGGGGCGGUGGGACGCGGCUGGGCGCCGGCGGCGGUUCGGAGCUGCGGGCGGAGCUGGGGAAGAGGCCGGGUGCCUCGGAAAGCUCCCAGUCCCCGUGCUGGAGCAGAGAGCCGGGGGCUGCUCCCAGGGGUGCGCUCAGCCAGGGGCCCCGCAGGCUGCACAGAGAGGGGGGCUGGAGGGGCCACGAGGGGCUCCUGAAACCCUGGAACUCGAGGGAGCUUUGGGAUUAAAUUGGGUUAUUUUUCA